AUAACACUUUAUUCUAUUGAAAUGUCAUAGACAAAAUUAACUCAAGAGCGAUAGAACUACUGUGUAGGAUCUUCCCUCUUCCAUAUUGUAGCUGCCCGUUUUUUUGCCGGAAAAAUCUAACAAUAUGCCGGUUGGGAAACGUGGACUUGUGGCGCCACAAAAUACGUUUCUGGAGAAUGUUAUUCGGCGGUGUAAUAAUGCAGAUACUUCAUUCAUUCUUGCAAACGCCCAAGUUGUUGACUAUCCAAUCGUCUAUUGCAAUGACGGGUUCUCGAAGCUCGUCGGGUAUACUCGAGCUGAGAUUAUGCAGAAACCAUGCUCACUUGCUUUCAUGCAUGGCGAACACGGCGAGGUGGGCAGCCUUCAGAAGAUGCAGGAAGCUUUGGAAAACGCGAGAACCGAACAGGCCGAAAUUGGAUUAUGUAAAAAGAAUAAAACACCUAUUUGGCUUCUGGUCCACCUGGCUCCAAUCAAAAAUCACAAAGACGCAGUAGUGCUGUACUUGUGCCAGUUUAAAGAUAUUACACCGCUGAAACAACCAUUGGAUGAUGAAAACAAUAAAGGCUUGUCACGAAUUCUUCAAAUAGCACGGAUCGCAAAGUCAAAGCAGCAGUUCAACCAAAUCGAAACGAAGGAUCUACACAAGUCGCCGGGAAACACAUCCAGUAACUUCAAUCAGGUUAUGAACCUUGGUGGGGAUAUGCUACCCCAGUACCGACAAGAGACGCCGAAAACAUCUCCGCACAUCAUUCUGCACUAUUCUUCGUUCAAAACGAUUUGGGAUUGGUCGAUAUUGGCGUUGACAUUUUACACGGCUUUUAUGGUCCCAUUUAAUAUUGCGUUUAAGAACAGUCUCCGACCGUUCUACUUAAUCAGCUCUAGGGAGAACCCGGGCGGUGGAAUUGACUCGGUGGCGCUCAUGGAUUCGAUAGUAGAUGUCAUUUUUUUCGCCGAUAUUCUUCUCAAUUUUCAUACCACUUUUGUAGGGCCUGGCGGGGAGGUAGUAAUAGAACCGUCGGUGAUUAGGCAAAACUAUUUCAAGUCCUGGUUUCUCAUAGAUCUACUUUCAUGUCUGCCAUAUGAUAUUUUUUAUAUGUUCAAGAGAGAUGACGAGCGAAUAGGAAGUUUAUUCUCAGCAUUAAAAGUGGUUCGACUACUACGACUGGGAAGAGUCGCCAGAAAGUUGGACAACUAUCUAGAGUACGGCGCAGCCACGUUACUACUUUUAUUAUGUGCCUAUGUAAUAGUUGCUCAUUGGUUAGCGUGUGUUUGGUUUUGGAUAGGCGACUCUGAAGUUCGAUUAAAAAUGGACAACCUAGCGUUGCCUGACGGAUGGUUAUGGAAGUUAUCGAAUGACUUGCGACAGCACUAUAAUAUACCACUAUCGAAUAAGACAACGCUAGUUGGUGGACCAUCGAGGACUUCUGCGUAUAUUUCAUCACUAUACUACACUAUGAGUUGUAUGUCGACAGUUGGAUUUGGAAACAUUGCUAGUAAUACAGACAACGAGAAGAUAUUCGGAGUCUGCAUGAUGAUCAUCUCCGCACUUUUGUAUGCUGCAAUUUUUGGACAUAUGACCACGAUUAUUCAACAAAUGACAUCCAGUACUGUGAGAUAUCACGAAAUGAUCAGCAAUGUUCGCGAAUUUAUUAAACUUCAAGAAAUCCCUAAAGAGCUUGCUGAACGAGUCAUGGACUACGUGGUAUCUACGUGGGCGAUGACAAAGGGAAUCGACACUGCUAAAGUGUUAGGCUAUUGCCCGAAAGAUAUGAAAGCAGACAUAUGUGUUCACUUGAAUCGAAAGGUUUUCAAUGAGCACAGUUGUUUUCGUCUUGCAUCUGACGGGUGUCUGCGGUCUCUUGCGAUGUUUCUGGAGCUGAACCAUGCAGCUCCUGGUGAUCUACUGUAUCACACCGGGGAGUCUGUCGAUGCCCUUUGGUUUGUGGUUUCCGGGUCGUUGGAGGUGAUACAAGACGAUGAAGUAGUUGCGAUUCUCGGGAAAGGUGAUGUGUUUGGAGAUGAGUUUUGGAAGGCGAACGGAUCGACUGGACAGUCUGCGGCGAAUGUUCGGGCUCUCACGUACUCUGAUUUGCACAUGAUCAAGAAAGAUAAGUUGAUGGAUGUUCUAGAUUUCUAUAAAGCAUUUGCCAAUUCCUUUGCUAGAAACAUGACUUUGACCUACAACUUGACACAUCGAAUGAAGUUCAGAAAGGUAGCUGAUGUGAAACGAGAAAAAGAGCUGGAUGCAAAAAGAAAGAACGAGAAGCUCACUCUUCCCAAUGAUCAUCCGAUUCGAAAGUUGUUGUUUAGAAUGCGAGAACGACAUGGUCCGCGAAUAUUCCCUAGUCCGAUGUUUGCAGACAUCGAAAAGGGUCUCAAGAAAUCCACUGAAAUCUCCAGGAUAUCAUCGCUACACUCGAUGAUUGACGAGACCGGUGGUGGUGGAUCCUCGUACGUCAAGUCGCCUAGGAGUAAACCGAAGAGACCUCCGUUAAUGAAACGCCAAACAGUCGACGAGGACGCACUAUCCCGUACAAGUUGGGGAAUGGAUAAGAAAGAUCGUGAAUGGAGUUCACUUUCCAAUAUCAAAACUGAGAUGAAGAGCAAGUUUGACAUAAUUGGAGAGCGUCUCACGAUCAUCGAACAAAUCAAUAGUCGAUUGGCGCUUCUCGAGAGAGUUCUGAUUGGAAACAACGGCGGAGCAAACACGCCGUCAACGAUGCCAGUUGGCUCAUUUUCUGCGUUGAAUGAGUCUGGAAAUCGGCUAACACUUGACGCGGCGCCUGUCGCAAGGAGCGUCUCGUGGAGUGAGCAACAUCAACCACAUUGGCAGAGAACAUCCACUGUUCCACCACUUCGCGAGCUUGAAGCCGGCGAGUGGGAGCCUCCAAUUCGAGAACCAACCCCGAAUCCUUCAACGUCUUCGUCUAGAGUCCCUCAUAUUCAAAUCGAUGAGGACGGAGAAGCCCGUCCUCCGACAAGAACACGGAUAUGACACAUGGAUCCUUUUUCCAAUCCUGAUUUCCAUUUGUGAUAUGUAAACUUCAUUGUGUGUAAUUUUAAAAAUCGGGUCUUCUAAAAGUUUAAUAAUUAUUUACAUAUGAUCAUGAUUACCUUAACUUAUACAAUUUUCUGUGGCACUGCAACUUUUUCCUCACGAGGGACUAGGAAAAGUGGUUUCUAGGCCAUGGCUGAGGGGCCGACAAGUUUCAGCGGUCAUUUAUCUUGCUCUGUUUUCCGCCUAUUUUCUUUCGCUUUUCACAGCCUUUUGCCGUUUUUAUUUAUUAAAACUGAUAAAUAAAUAUUUUGGCAGAUGCU
Messenger RNA from Caenorhabditis elegans, 3318 nucleotides. RefSeq names its product Potassium voltage-gated channel protein eag (gene egl-2). The transcript has 15 exons. Gene Ontology annotation, molecular function: voltage-gated potassium channel activity; monoatomic ion channel activity. Gene Ontology annotation, biological process: monoatomic ion transport; potassium ion transport; transmembrane transport. Bases 125 to 2995 code for a protein of 956 amino acids. The record is from RefSeq and is marked reviewed. Gene Ontology annotation, cellular component: membrane. Lineage: Eukaryota; Metazoa; Nematoda; Chromadorea; Rhabditida; Rhabditidae.